AUGUCAGCCGGCAGCGAUAUCGCCGGAAAUUGCAGAAAAACGGCCGGUUUUUACCCAGAUUUUUCGGAGCUCGUUCCGGCGAUUCCGGCCACCAAAUCUUGCGAUCAAGGACGUCUGAUCUUCGAAGUGGAUUUCGGCCGGAUUUCGAGGGGAGAUUCCGGCCACUUCCGGAAGCUUGGCCGGCGGUUUGGAGUUUUCCGGCCGUCGGAAAUUACUCAAGGCACCCACGCGCUGCCGGCGCGUGUAGCGGCGCGUGGGCUAGGAAAAUGGACCAGCUUGAGGUUCUAA
Prunus armeniaca (apricot) is the source of this 288-nucleotide messenger RNA. NCBI's taxonomy places the organism in Eukaryota, Viridiplantae, Streptophyta, Magnoliopsida, Rosales, Rosaceae. The record is from the annotation of a GenBank genome assembly.